Drosophila serrata is the source of this 3731-nucleotide messenger RNA. It is a transcript of the gene yata, whose product is annotated as N-terminal kinase-like protein yata. Lineage: Eukaryota; Metazoa; Arthropoda; Insecta; Diptera; Drosophilidae. Gene Ontology annotation, biological process: protein phosphorylation. The record is from RefSeq and is a predicted model, not a curated record. Gene Ontology annotation, molecular function: ATP binding; protein kinase activity.
UAGGUUGGCCAUCGCUAAGACUCACGAUAAAAAAGCUGACGUACUCGACUCGCGAAAAGAUACGAACAAUAUUUAUUUAUAAUUUAUUUAUACGCGUGAUUAUCCCCGCCGCUCCGCUUCGCACACAACGACACCCGGACUACGGCUAUCAGAUCACAUCCUUAUUCCCGGUGGAGACGGCGAUGAAAUCGCUCAGCGGAUAACUCUAGGCCACGGACGAGCGGACGACGCGCGUGUGUGUGUGUAUGUUUGUGUGCGAUAGCUGGAAAAUUGUUGCUGCGCGAAUUGGAGAGAUAUAUCAGAGUGUGUGUUUGUGCGUGUGUGUGAGAGUGCACUGCAGAAGGGGGGCAUGACGGAGAUAAGGAUAAAGAUAGACGGAUAGUGCAAACGGCAAAAGUGAGAAGAAAUCAACACACAAGAACAGCAGUCAGUGCCUUUCCUCCGCUCUGCUCCGCAUCCGCAUCCGCAAUCCUCGACAGCAACAGUGUGUGUGUGCCUGCGCAGAGCGAUUGUGUUUGUUGUGUUCGUUUGUUGUUGCUGCAGCUGAGUCGUGACACAACAGUAACAACUGGCCAAGCAAUAUCUAAGACACAUGAUGUGGUCGUUCUUCUCGCGCGACUCCUCGAAAGACUUCCCCUACGACAUCGGCGAACCGGUGGGCGGCUUCGAGGACUACUCCAUAUGGACGCUGCACAAGGCCAAGCGCAAGGCAACGCUGGAGGAGGUGUCCGUUUUUGUCUAUGACAUCCGCAGCGGUUCUGAUACGAAAUGUGAACUGGCCAAGGCGUCGCUGAAGCGUCUGAAGACGUUGCGUCACCCCAGCAUCCUGCAGUACUUGGACUCGUUGGAGACGGACAAGAUGCUGUACGUGGCCACGGAGGCAGUGGAACCCUUGGGCACUUACUUUACCAAACUGGCUACUGACAACGUGCAGAAGGGCCUGUACCUUGCUUGGGGCAUCUUCCAGAUCACACGCGCCUUGUCCUUCCUCAACAACGAUGGCAAUCUGCGCCACAACAACGUUUCGGCCUGGUCGGUGUUUGUCAAUGCCUCUGGUGAAUGGAAAUUGGGCAGCUUGGAGUAUGUAUCGGCGGCAGAUGGUAAUCCCAUGCCUCCCGUAAAAAUACCCGUGACCCUGGAGGUCUACGACUCGCCGGAGAAAAAUGAUCAGAGCAAGCUCAAGGCGGCCACCAAAUGUUCCGUGGACAUGUGGGGCCUGGGCUGUCUGGUGUGGGAGGCCUUUAAUGGAGUGCUCAAGCAACGAUCCAACCUUAAGGACAUCGAGCACAUACCCAAGUCCCUGCAAUCCCUGUACUGCGAACUUGUCGGAGCCUCGCCAUCGAACCGGCCGAAUCCAGCUGAUAUAAUCACACGUUGCCGCAAGCCGGGAGGCUUCUUCAAGAAUGAUUUGGUGGACACGCUACUCUUUCUUGAGGAAAUUCAAAUAAAGGACAAGGCGGAGAAAAAUCGCUUCUUCAGCGGACUGACCACACAUUUGGACAACUUCCCGGACAAUGUGUGCAAGCACAAGAUACUUCCGCAGCUGAUAACAGCGUAUGAGUAUGGAGAUGCGGGUUCAGCCGUGCUGGCACCCAUGUUUAAGCUGGGCAAACUGCUCGACGAGGUGGAGUACCAGAAACGGAUUGUGCCCUGUGUGGUCAAGCUGUUCGCUUCCACGGAUCGUGUGACUCGAUCGCGACUGCUGCAGCAGCUGGACCUCUUUAUCGCGCACCUGCAGCCACAGGUGGUCAACGAUCAGAUAUUCCCACAGGUGGCGCACGGUUUCCUGGACACCAAUGCCACCAUACGCGAGCAGACAGUCAAGUCGAUCAUCCAUCUUGCCCCCAAGCUCAACUACAACAAUCUCAAUGUGGAGGUGCUGCGACACUUUGCCCGCCUGCAGGCGCGCGACGAUCAAGGUGGCAUUCGAACUAAUACGACCGUGUGCCUGGGCAAGAUAGCGCCGCAUCUGCAUCCGCAGGUUCGUCAGCGAGUACUGGUCUCUGCCUUUGUUCGCGCCAUGCGGGAUCCGUUUCCGCCGGCACGAGUGGCUGGCGUCCUGGCGCUAGCCGCCACCCAGCAAUACUUUUUACUCAGUGAAGUGGCCAAUCGUGUGCUGCCGUCUCUGUGUUCCUUGAGUGUGGAUCCGGAGAAGACGGUUCGGGAUCCGGCGUUUAAAACUAUACGCGGCUUUCUGGGCAAAUUGGAGAAGGUGUCGGAGGAUCCUAGUUUGCGUGAAACCAUGGAGGCCGAUGUCCACACGGCCACUCCAUCGAUUGGUAAUGCGGCGGCCACUUGGGCGGGCUGGGCGGUGACGGCCGUUACAGCCAAGUUCUAUCGCAGCCAAAGUGAUUCGUCUCGACCCAGACCGCCUUUAACUGGACGCAAUUUGUCCAAGCCAGCAUCACUCGAGCAACCAUCGAGCAGCAGCCUAUCGACCACCACGAGCAGUGUUACCUCAAUGACGUCGCUGGAGCAUGAAAGCAAUGACACCUCCGCCUCGGCCUCGGAUUACGGCAACAACGAUUGGGACAACGAAAACUGGGGCGAAAUGGAUACCUCUCAGGAUCCUAGCAGUCCGCUGGCAGCAAGCUCCAACAAUGGCACCUCGAUGGCUGCCAAUGCCUUGAAUGAAGUGCGCGAUGGGUGGGACAACGAGGAGUGGGGUAGUCUUGAAGAGGAUCCGUGCGAGGAAGAGGAGCAGGCGGAGCAGGAGCAGCAGCAGCAGCAACUGGCCAGACAAUCGAUAUCAUCCACCACGUCAUCCAGUCAGCAUCACCAGCGCCCGCCGCUGCCACAACAGCAUCCGCAUCAGCAGCUGCUGCAGCAGCAUGAACUGAACGACCUGAUCGAGCCGCUGGCCAAGCUCAACUCGCAUGCCAUGCUAAGGCCAAAGGAGCUGCCCAAUCUCUCCAGCAGCAAUACUUCGCCCACGUCCACGGCCACUGCCAAUUGCAAUAAUAUAAGCCCGCCUUCGUCGCAUUUGAAUAAUUCGACGCAUAAUGCCAAUUGGAAUAGCGAUUCGUGGGCUGAUGGUGAAUUUGAGCCGCUGGAGGAGUCGGGAUUGGGGAAUGCCAAACUGGAUGAGGCGCGGCGUAAGCGCGAAGAAAAAAAGCUACAGCGUCAGCGGGAACUGGAGGCGCGCCGGGCCCAGCGGGCGACUGGCCCUAUGAAGUUGGGCGCCAAAAAGCUUUAAAAGUAAUCAGCGGAUAACAGCGCCCGGUGUGUGUGCGCCUGUUAUGCAGCCUGUUAUUUGCAUCUACGUACAUCUAAGUCCCAAAAGUGUAUUUGUAUAUUUCUGUGUGUGUGUCCCUAUUCCCCGUGUCCACCCGUUUUCCUGUUUCCCGUGUAUUUUUUGGGUACCAGUUUGCAUUAAAUGCAAUCACAGUGUCUCGAGCCUCCAUUUCGAUUCCAUAACAUAGCCAUAUAUUGUAAUGCUAAUGCUGGCACGAUAUUACCUAGCAUCUCUAACUAAAUUUCCAAUGUAAAGCACUGUAAUUAAACCUGUAAUUUAUAUUUAUAAAAACAAAAACAAACAAAACAAAACAAGGAAUGAAGCAACCAACCAACCAGUAGUUAGUAAAUUACUUCAAAUUUAUACUUUUAUUAAUCGAGUCUAGUAGAGAAUAAUGAUCCUUGUGGAUCCUUGAGCAUGAUUGUGGGAGAGACCGGGAUAUAAUCAAUAUAUCUAUGAUUGGCGAAUAAAGUCUUUUUCUCCAUCUCCUAUCCAA